Molecule: messenger RNA, 1784 nt
Organism: Trichomycterus rosablanca
Lineage: Eukaryota; Metazoa; Chordata; Actinopteri; Siluriformes; Trichomycteridae
Gene: emb
Product: embigin
Exons: 8
Coding region: 21-908 (295 amino acids)
Biological process (GO): axon guidance; dendrite self-avoidance; homophilic cell-cell adhesion
Cellular component (GO): axon; plasma membrane
Molecular function (GO): cell-cell adhesion mediator activity
Source: RefSeq, a predicted model, not a curated record
CUGUGUAUUUCUUUCUUUUCAUGCUGUGCUGUCAAGAUGUGAACACAGAAUCCACCUUUUCUCCAGUGACUGACCAGGCUGUUACACCACGCCGGACGAUAGUUUCCAAAGGUCAAAGUCAUGUCCUUGUGGAAGAACUUGAAAUUCUAAAAGCCCAAAAUGUAGAACUUUCAUGUCACAUGACUGAUAUUCCAAGUAAACCCCUGAAUAUAACAGGAUACUGGAGAAAAAAUGCUGAUGAAAUUGAAAAUUCACGUCAAACUGUUCAGCGGCACAGUGAACAGUAUAUCCUCCACAGGACCUUUAAUAUACAGACAGGUGACUUAGGAAAUUAUUCAUGUAUCUUCAGCUAUUUGGGAAAGGAAGAACAAGCCACAUUUGUUUUAAAAGUGCCUACUAUGAAAGAAAAGCGAGACAGACCCAUUGUGAGCUAUGUUGGAGAUUCUGUGGUAAUGGAGUGUGCCAUCAAGCCUGCACCCAACACCUGGAAAUGGUAUAAAACUAACGGCACUGAGAAGGAAUUUAUCAGUGACACAGCUGACCCCCUGAACUACAAGAUCCUCUUAGCUAAAAAUGUCACCAAACUGACUGUGUUGAACCUGACUGAGGAAGACUCUGGUAAAUACACAUGCAGUGCAGUUUACGACAUUGCUCACAGUGAGUCACAUAUGCAGCUCAGAGUUCUGUCCUUCACCGAGCCGCUCAAGCCAUUCCUUGCUAUAGCUGCUGAAGUAGCCAUCUUGGUCACUCUUAUCCUGCUCUAUGAAAGAUACAGCCGCAGUCGCAAUGACCAUGCUACAAUCACAGAAAGCAGUCUGAACUCUGAACAGAUGGGUACACUGACGGAGCAGGAGAGCAAUGGAGUGGACGGGGGUACCACAACCAGACAAAGGAAAGGGGAAAAAUAAUAUUUCACUCUGCAGUAAACUACUUACAUAGUACACUUAACUAUGGAAGUAGUACUGUUUUGGGUGCUAGGUAUGUUGUGAAUAUAUACAGUACAUUCAUAAAAAUUAGCUGGUUCUACAAUCAUGAUUCGAUUAUUAUUAUUUUUUUUGCUUUUGCUAAUUAAAUUGGAUUUAUUGAAGUCGUGACGUACGGCCAAAAAUUCGCAGAUGAAGUAAAUGAAGAACACUUCUUAAAUUAGUAGGUCAUUUUGGUAUACAAAUACGACAUAUAUGUAUUAUUAAUCAUUGACUACCCUACCUAUUUACAUAUUAUACAUUUAUAUUAUACAGUAUUUAUUGCUUAAAGUUUCAGUGCACUAGAAAACUACAGACUACACAUUGGCUUUGAGGACACCUACUCUGUCUCACUAAACAGUUCCAGUCAGUCAUGUGUUUUUCUCCCAGAAACCAUUGUAAUUUGUGCUUCUCCCAAUGUUUAAAAUAAAAACUUUUAAUAUAUUCAACCUUAAUGCUAUCUGAAUACUGUAGGUGCAAUGUAGUACAUGUACAUUGACUGUGUUGCCGGUUUAGCCUACUAGGCUACUGUAAUUAUAUAGAUACAUAUAUACACUAUUGUGAAGUGUAUUGUUUUACUGUACUGUACUUGUUCUGUGUGUUAAAUAUUAACAGAUUACUAAUAAUGGGUUACUCACACUUUUCCGCAUACAAAGGAGUCGCUGAAUGGGGCGCAUAAAUAUACUGAGCAAUAAUACAAUCUGAAGCAAUAUUAUUCCAUGUACCAAUAAUACACAUAUACAGGGUAUUGUAAAACAUGUUCACUACUUGUCUAUAUAAUAAAUCUAUAUAGUAUGCAAUAUAAAAAUGUAUAAACAUAAA